Molecule: messenger RNA, 4230 nt
Organism: Uranotaenia lowii
Lineage: Eukaryota; Metazoa; Arthropoda; Insecta; Diptera; Culicidae
Product: DDB1- and CUL4-associated factor 5
Exons: 5
Coding region: 648-3797 (1049 amino acids)
Biological process (GO): negative regulation of fatty acid biosynthetic process
Cellular component (GO): Cul4-RING E3 ubiquitin ligase complex; cytoplasm
Molecular function (GO): protein binding
Source: RefSeq, a predicted model, not a curated record
CAUUCAUUCUGCUUUCUGCCUGUUUCGGAAAAGCAUCGAACAUGUAAGAUAUUCCACACCGCAGAUAGUAGUGAAUUGUAUUGGCAAAAGUAUCAGUAGCAGUAGCAGCAGCUAAUAUCAUUGGAUCUCUCUGUCAGUGAGGAAGGACGGAAGAAAAAAAAAACGAAAGCAGUCAGCAGCCGACAUUCUGGGGCUGAAGUUUUGUUGGGAAAAUCCUAAGGGAAGCAGUGAUAUUUUUCUUUCCUCCCCCAUAUUUGUUGAAACAGUGAAAAGGUGUGUAACUUUGUGAAUGUGAACUCUAAAUUCAGUGAAACGCGGACAUUGUCGUCUUCGUCUUCGAGACCAGGCGCAGGCCGAGGAGAAAAUUUAUAAAAGUGUGGAAAAAAUCAAUCGUGGAAAAGUUUGGCUGAUUUCUGGCCGAGUGAGAAGAAAAAGAGGGUGCUACCCAUUACCGAUAACUACGGGGACCUAUCGGAAAACAAAAAGUGUUGUUGUACUAAUGACAUUCAAAGUGUUCCUCGUUGAUUACUUUCGUUAGAUACCGUGCGCUGAAGCUUGAAUGAAAUUCGGGCCCACUAACUAAUUAACAAAAAACAGUGCAAGUGAAACAAUCUGUUGAAUUCUCCUGAGGGGGAGGGUGCAUCGAGAUGGCCUCGGGUUCUGGCCACCAUCAGCAGCCGUCGACUUCAUCGUCAGCACCGUCGUCAUCGUCAUCGAUGCCCAGACGACGUCGGAAGCUGCCCCACCGGCAGGGCAACAUCCUAGGGCACCUGGUAGCUCGGCAACUGGGUGAUAAUGUGCGCCCAUUCCGGUCCAAUUUGUUCUACGAACGGCUCCGGAUCGCCAAAAAUCUGUACAAGAAGGAUCUGGUUUCGCACUAUGGCUGUGUCAAUGCCAUCGAGUUCAGCCAGGAGGGCGAGCUGCUUGUUUCGGGUGGCGACGACCGGCGCGUUCUGCUGUGGCACGUGGACAAAGCCAUCAUGGACAAAGAGGUCCCGGCGGCGAUGCAGAAACAGCACCUUAGCAACAUCUUCUGCUUGGGGAUGGAUUCCCGCAACGCUCGGAUCUUUUCCGGUGGCAACGACGAUGUUGUCAUCGUGCACGACGUUCAAACGAAAGAAUCGGUGGACGUGUUCUUGCACAGCAAACCCGUCUACGGGUUAUCGAUUGAUCCCUCAAAUGAUAAUAUCUUUGCCACAGCCGGAGAAGAUGGGAAAAUUCUGAUAUUCGAUCUGCGCGACAGUUCGGAUGUGAUGUGUGUGUCUCGUUGUCGAUCGCCCUUCCACGCGGUCAUGCAUCAUCCAUACGAUGCUGGGUUUAUUGUGACGGCGAAUGCGAAGGAAGGAGCAGCGUUGUGGGAUUUGAGGUCUCCCAAGAUGCCAACCAUUCGUUAUGGAGGAGAAAACGCUGCCCAGAGUUGUAUGAGCGUUAGAUUUAACGCUCUCGGCACACAAGUGCUAGCGCUGAGAAGGCGUCUUCCUCCGAUACUGUACUCAACAGCUUCGCCGGAACCGAUCUGCCAAUUUUAUCAUCCAGACUAUUACAAUUCUUGCACCAUGAAGAGCUGUUGCUUCGCAGGGGAGAACGAUCAGUACGUGCUGUCUGGGUCAGAUGAUUUCAACCUGUAUGUGUGGCGCGUGACAGACGCAGACGUUAAUGAAACAGAUCAAUGGGUUGAUCGGAACCAGAUGGUUCUUUAUGGCCACCGUUCGAUUGUAAACCAGGUGCGGUACAAUCCACAGAAGUGUGUUAUUGCUUCCUCGGGAGUCGAAAAGAUUGUCAAACUUUGGACUCCAUUCGAACUGGACUCGUGGCGCGGUAGUUUGACGGAAGAAGCCAUUGGUCCGGAAAAUCCAAGGGAAGUUUUUACCAACGAGGAGUACAUUUCUCUUAACAUGACUCAUGACUACAGUCACCAAUCUACCACGGAAGAUCCCAGAAUGAUGGCAUUUUUCGAUUAUUUGGUGCAGCAGGAAAUCGAGGGCUGGAACAGCGAAACUUCCGAUCAAAGUUCUGAACACAGCUCGGAUGAAAACGAAUCAUCGAGGCCGGACACAACACAAACAUCGGACACGGAAUCGGUUCAGAACUAUAUCCCGCUAAGGGGUCAGCACCAUAGCAGACGUGGGGAUGUAGCCCAGAGAACCAAGUACCGGAACCGAAUUGCCUAUCUUAUCGCCACCAAACGUAAUCGAUUGAAACGUUUGGCCCUCAAGACUGCAAACACCAGAACUGUUGUCAAUAGACGUUCCAUUACCAAAUCAAAGUAUGGUCUUCGAAAUCAACCCAAGCGGCCGGGUUUGGGAGCGUUGAGAUCCACUCGUAAAGGAGUGGGCAAGCGAAAUCGUAGACUAAGCACCAGCAAGUACAACAAGCGCCCAGUGUCCCAUGAGCAAACAAGCGAUUCGGAAGUUCCAAAAUCCACCAAGAAACGUCGGCUGCAAACGACUAACCUAAAUCUGGCAGUUUAUCGGACGUUCCGAAGAAAAUCAAAGGGAGGUACUCCCUCUUCCACCUCUAAUACUAGCACCCGGGUCGAGGAAUCCAGCUCCGAUGACGACGAUGCCGAUAACGACAGUGAACAGCAGGGCUCGCCACCGAAAAAGCUCAAGCUCGGGAUGGACAGCUAUAGCAAUCUACCGUCUACCUCUAGGGGUUUCAGCGGAGCCUCUGGUUCCACUAGUAGCGUGUACAACAACGGGGCUGGUCCCAGUGGGUUGUGCAACGCUGGACGGAGUGGUACGGCGGCGACAAGGACCAGUGGCAGUAGCACAUAUGUGAGCACGGAUACACCGAGCACCAGCACCGGAUUGACGGGCAACGGGAGAAACCUGCUGUUUCAUAUCGCGUCCACCACCAACGACGACGAUGACGAUUCGGACGACGAUCCAUCGAUUCCGGAUCGACCCACAUCACCGGACAACAUGCUCCGGGUGAUAACCUCACCGAUCAAUCACUUCGAAAUCCCAUCGAACUCGUCCGCCAUUCUAGCGGUGGAUCACAACGAUAACAACAUCCUGGAUCACAGCAACAACAACAGCAGCUACGUAAAUCACAACGGUGGCGCCGUCGUCUCGAAUACCGGCGGAACCGACACUGCUGCCCGGAUCAUCAAUAACAACAACAACAACGGAAAUAGUAUUCGAGCCCAGGGAACAGGUUCGGAGGUGGUACAACACAACAAUAACGGCGCUCAGAAGCGAAGUGUUCAACAAGUCGACAACCAGAACGAGUCGUCGUCUUCGUACAAUCAGGUCUAUGACCACACCUAUUCUAGUCGGUCCAACUCGAGGCUGUCCAGUAGCUACGAUUACGAUUGUUCCUCGAGCAAUGACAGUUUCGUGGACUAUUUCAACAACAAAAAGCGUCUACUGGCUUCGACGGCAAGCACAAAUGGGCACUCAACUCCAGCCGCUGGAGAAGAUCAACAACAACACCCGUCAACAAACGGUUCCGGACGGAAGUUCAUAGACUACAACCGGGAACUGCUGAACUACACACCGGACAGUGGCAUCGCUACCGGGCCGUGUAGUUCCGUCUCGACCAACGGGGUUCCGUCAAGUUCGAAGAAAUCACUGCCAGGUGGAGGAGGUACACCGAUGAGUUCAACAAUCGGCAAUAGCAGCAAUAGUAACGGUAACUACAUACCGGAAGCAGUUCCCGGAACGAGUUCGGCAGGCUCCGGAGCCAAUGGCUCGGCCGCAUUGGAUUUGGGUACCAAACUAUUCCAGCAGAAGGUGGCCCGGGUGCGGAAAAACUAUCGAAAGCACUUUUGUGAUGAUUCAGAUAGCGAAUAGGUUUUUUUUGUAUCUAGUUUUAAUUUUAUAUUGUACUCGUUUCGUUUUAAAUAUAUUUCGAGAGUAUUGAGACUUCUGCCACGGAAGAGAUGUAGAACCCGCUUAAGUCAAUCGCCGAAUGAAUUUUAUAUUUCACAAGCAAGCGAAAAUAGCAAUGUGUAUGGCGACCGUUACAAAUAUUUUAAUUUUCCUUUUUAUUUUAUUUUAUGUAUUUAGCUAUCGAAAACUUUCUGGUCUUUCAAAACUUCUAUUUCUAGUAUGUUAGCAAUACCUAUUCGAUUAUCUCAUAAGUUUAAGCUUACUGUUUUUAUCUGCGAUAGAAAAUGUGAAUAUGUUUUCAAAACGUUGGAACAAGAAUUAAAUUCUUUGAGAAUAAAAUAAAAACUUCUGAUAAGUUAAAUAACUUCAUCAAAAUAAAAAACGUUUUUGAAAA